Drosophila novamexicana is the source of this 2608-nucleotide messenger RNA. RefSeq names its product ubiquitin carboxyl-terminal hydrolase 5 (gene Usp5). NCBI's taxonomy places the organism in Eukaryota, Metazoa, Arthropoda, Insecta, Diptera, Drosophilidae. The transcript is spliced from 2 exons. Bases 89 to 2575 code for a protein of 828 amino acids. Gene Ontology annotation, biological process: protein deubiquitination. The record is from RefSeq and is a predicted model, not a curated record. Gene Ontology annotation, molecular function: protein binding; cysteine-type deubiquitinase activity; zinc ion binding.
AAAGCGUCGCAGCAGCAGCUGCAAGGAAAUUCAAUAAAUUUUCAUAAAAAUUUUGUGAAAUAAAUAGAUUGUGAAUAAUAAUAGUGUUAUGGAGGAGCUACGCAAGCAUUUAUCCAAGGUAAACGUACCCUGCGGCAAUCCACCGAUCUACAAAGACGAAUGCGUCUUCUCCUACGACAAUCCGGAAACGCCGACCGGACUCUACGUGUGUCUGCAAAGUUUCCUGGGCUUUGGGGAGGCGUACGUACGGGAAUAUGCCGCCAAAACCGGCAAUGUGGUGUUCUUACACAUUAAGCGGGAGCGCAAACUGAAGGCGGGCGAGUCGCACGACGAGAAACUGAAGGCGGCCUCGGAGGAGGCCGAGGCCGGGCCGGAGCGCAAAAUCACACGCCUGGCCAUUGGCGUCGAGGGCGGCUACAAUGAGACUGACUUGGCUAAGAAGUACGAGAUCAAGGACACGUACAGCAUUGUUGUGGCACCGCAUCUGGACAAGAAGCUGCCCUACCCGGAUGCGGACCUGCCGCUGCGCGUCACACAAUGCGUCCAGGCCAUACUCGAGGCGGACUCGGCCAUUGCCAAGCUGGAGAAGGCCACGCUCACAGGCACGUGGGAUGGCGAGGUGCGUCAGGCAUCGAAGUAUGCGGAGAAUCUGCAGCAGCUGGACAACGGCAAGAAGAUACCGCCAGCGGGCUGGCAAUGCGAGAAAUGUGAUCUGACCAACAAUUUGUGGCUGAAUCUAACGGAUGGCUCCAUACUGUGCGGUCGGAAGUUCUUUGACGGCAGCGGCGGCAACGAUCAUGCCGUGGAGCAUUAUCGCCAGACGGGCUAUCCGCUGGCCGUCAAGCUGGGCACCAUUACGGCGGACGGCAAAUCGGAUGUGUUCUCCUAUCCGGAGGACGAUAUGGUAUUGGAUCCGCAUUUGAGCAAGCAUCUGUCACACUUUGGCAUCAAUAUGGCCGCCAUGCAGAAGUGCGAGAAGUCCAUGGUCGAGCUGGAGCUGGAGAUCAAUCAGCGCAUCGGCGAAUGGUCCGCGCUGACGGAGAGCGAAAGCGAACUGCAGCCGGUGGCCGGACCCGGUUUUACGGGCAUGCGCAAUCUGGGCAAUUCGUGCUACAUCAACAGCGUGAUGCAGGUGCUCUUUGUUAUUCCCGAUUUUCAGCAGCGCUUCGUUGGCAGCGGUGCUGAGCACUAUUUCAAGGCGUAUCCCAGCGAUCCGGCCAACGAUUUCAACAUACAAAUGGCCAAACUGGGCAAUGGGCUGCAGUCGGGCAAGUACAGCAGUAUUGCGGCGAAUACCCUAGAUAUGGAGCAUAUGACGGGCAUAUCGCCGGCCAUGUUCAAGAAUAUUGUGGGCAAGAAUCAUCCGGAAUUUAGCACCAAGCAGCAACAGGAUGCCAACGAUUUCUAUUUGCAUUUACUCACCCUGCUCGAUCGCAAUUCACGCAAUCAAUUCAAUCCCGCCGAUGCGCUCAAGUUCCAGCUGGAGGAUCGUGUCGAGUGCAUGGCCAGUCGCAAGGUCAAGUACAAGAUGCGCGAGGAGUACAGCUUCCGGCUGCCCAUACCGCUGGAUCAGGCGACCAAUUUGGAUGAGGUGCGCGAGUAUCAGGAGCGACAGCAAGCGGCACGGGCCAGUGGCCAGCGUCUGUUGGAUCGUGAUCUGGUGCGGCACAAGGUGCCGCUGCAGGCUUGCCUGGAACGCUUCUUUGGCACCGAGCUCAUCGAACAGUUCUAUUCGACGGCCAUCAAUGGCAAGACCACGGCCAAGAAGACCACACGCAUGGCCAGCAUGCCCGACUUUCUGAUGAUCCAUUUGGGCAAAUUUACGCUGGGCGACGAUUGGGUGCCCAAGAAACUGGACGUUUCGGUGGACAUGCCCGAUGAACUGGAUCUGGGCGCUUGGCGUUCCAGAGGCGGGCCGCAAGCCGGCGAGGAGCUGCUGCCGGAGCCGGCCGCCGAGUCGCCCAAAUUUGUAUUCGAUGAGCACGUCAUGUCCGAGCUGCUGAACAUGGGCUUUCCGCAGGAGGCCUGCAAACGCGCCUGUUACCAUACCAAAAACAGCGGACUGGAGGCCGCUUCCAAUUGGCUCAUGGAGCACAUUGCCGAUCCGGAUAUAUCGGAUCCGUUCGAGGUGCCCAACACACGCAUUGGCGACGGCGCCGCCGCCGCCGCCGCCCACUUUGCUGCCAAUCCCGAAAGCCUGGCCAUGCUCAUGAGCAUGGGCUUUGACGAGCGCCAGGCGGUCGCCGCUCUAAAAGCCACCGAUGGCAACGUGGAACGUGCCACCGACUGGAUAUUCUCGCAUGCCGAAGGCGGCAUCGAUGAUGUGCCAAUCGCUGCGCCCGCAUGCACCACGGCCGCCGCUGCAGCAUCCACGAGCAAUUAUCGGGACGGCACCGGCAAAUACAAGCUGGUCGCGUUCAUCUCGCACAUGGGCACCUCCGCCCAGGUGGGCCACUAUGUCUGCCACAUACGCAAGCAGGGCGAGUGGGUCAUCUACAACGACACCAAGGUGGCCAAGUCACAGAAUCCGCCCAAAGAUCUGGGCUAUCUGUAUUUGUAUAUGCGCGACGAGUAGACGCGAGCCCCCGACGAUGAUCUCCCCCCCCCC